Molecule: messenger RNA, 574 nt
Organism: Malurus melanocephalus (red-backed fairy wren)
Lineage: Eukaryota; Metazoa; Chordata; Aves; Passeriformes; Maluridae
Gene: STRIT1
Product: small transmembrane regulator of ion transport 1
Exons: 3
Coding region: 38-145 (35 amino acids)
Biological process (GO): regulation of ATPase-coupled calcium transmembrane transporter activity; regulation of slow-twitch skeletal muscle fiber contraction
Source: RefSeq, a predicted model, not a curated record
GCAAACCUUAACCUGCCAUUAAACUCACAGAGAGGGAAUGGCAGAACCAGCCCAGGCCCCGCUGUCCCGUCUGCUUGUGCCCGUGCUGCUGGCGCUCGGCUGGAUCGUGGGCUGUGCCCUCAUGGUUUACAUCGUCUUCUCCUGAUGGCAGGAAGUGACAGCAGUGUCACACAGCAGUGUCACACAGCAGUGUGGUCAGAACAACUUACAGUGAUGUUGAUUAGAAGAACCUGGAAGUUCGAUUGAGAUUUCUGGUGACUGAAAUAAGUAUAAAAUGAGUUAUUUUUAAUAUCAACGCUGCAAAUGUUGUACGCACUUUUUAUCCACAGCAUUAGGAAGAGUCAUCAAACCAAUUCCCCUGUUUCCAGAUGGUUUGCAAUGAGGGAGUGGGUUUUGGGUUYUCUUGCCUGCUUGCUGAACAGCAAACUUUAAAACUAGCUGCUACCAGCUAAGGAACUUCACGCUUGCUGGAAACAGUCAAGGGUUAAUUUCCCAUGGGGCCUGGGGAAGUAUUUUUAGCCUUAUUACGGGGAAAAUCUCUUGGAAUCUAUUGUUAUGAAACAGAAACAUGUAC